AUGAUUAGUAUUAUAAGAAUUCCACAACCUUCAUUGUUAUUGAAAGUUUGUCGUAAUAAUUCCUCGAGUAUCACAUCAAGUUUUGAUCAUCAUAAAAAACCUGAUGUUAAAACACAUUUAUUGUCAUUGUUAAUAGAAUUGCGAGAUAAGGAUAUUCCUAAACUUGAUAGUCGCAUCACAUCUUUAUUAAAUGUUGCUAAACAAAGUGUUCCAUUAAAUAAGUUCAAUACGUCUUUCAAGAACAUUGAAACAUUAUUAUCGAAUGAUAUUACUAAAUUAAAAUAUGAUAUAGAUCAAUUGAUUAUUUCAUUACAAUAUAUUCCGGUACAAAAUUUUGAUUCGAAUAAGAUUGAUCAGUUCUUACUUCUCAAUGAAAAAAUUGAUCGACAAUGUAUCAAUGCAUCGAUCAUACAUAAUGUCUUUCAAGGUUUAGUUGAUGUGAUUGAUGAUCUUUGGAUUGCAAAACGCUCUAAACUAAAAUUUCAAUCAACUAUUGCCGAUGUAAAAUUAUUUCUUGAACGUUUACAAGAAGAAAAUAUUGAUUUAAAAGUAUCUGUUUCACAUCUUCACAAACAAGAUACCCCAUGUAAAAAUAAAAUAUGCAUUUAA
Molecule: messenger RNA, 609 nt
Organism: Rotaria sp. Silwood1
Lineage: Eukaryota; Metazoa; Rotifera; Eurotatoria; Philodinida; Philodinidae
Source: the annotation of a GenBank genome assembly